CUUCGUCGAAGGUGUGUGUAUGGCGUGUCGCUUUGUUGUGAUUUGUAACGCGAAUGUAAGGUUUUUAUGUAAUAAAAUAGAUUAAAAUGGCUACGUCGAAAACAACAAAUACAUAUAAUAGACAGAAUUGGGAAGAUGCUGAAUUUCCAAUACUAUGUCAGACUUGUUUAGGUGAUAAUCCAUAUAUUCGAAUGACAAAGGAAAGAUAUGGAAAGGAAUGUAAAAUUUGUAUGCGACCAUUCACAGUAUUCAGAUGGUGUCCUGGUGCAAGAAUGCGUUUUAAAAAGACCGAAGUAUGUCAGACUUGCAGUCGUUUAAAAAAUGUGUGCCAAACUUGUUUGCUCGACUUAGAAUACGGAUUGCCGAUUCAAGUACGCGAUGCGGCUCUUAAAAUUAAAGAUGAUUUGCCCAGAUCAGAUGUAAACAAAGAAUACUACGUACAAAACAUAGAUAGCGAAAUUGGCAAAAUAGAUCCGACAUCACCGGCAGGUGCUGUUGGUAAAUCAGCAGCAGCCAGUGAUUUAUUAAUGAAACUGGCAAGAACAAGUCCUUAUUACAAAAGAAACAGACCACACAUUUGUUCCUUCUGGGUUAAAGGAGAAUGUAAAAGAGGAGAAGAAUGUCCAUAUCGUCAUGAGAAGCCUACAGAUCCUGAUGAUCCAUUGGCUGAUCAAAAUAUCAAGGAUCGUUACUAUGGAGUAAAUGAUCCUGUCGCGGAUAAAUUAAUGCGUAGAGCCGCAGCCAUGCCCAAAUUAGAUCCACCGGAAGAUAAAUCCAUCACAACUUUAUAUAUUGGCAAUUUAGGAGAUGUCUUGACGGAAAAGCAAUUACGCGAUCAUUUCUAUCAGUAUGGAGAAAUACGUUCAGUAACGAUGGUUCCUCGUCAGCAGUGUGCUUUUAUUCAAUACACUCAGAGAAGUGCUGCCGAAGCUGCAGCAGAAAGGACAUUCAAUAAACUGAUAUUAGGAGGAAGAAGAUUGACUAUUAAAUGGGGACGUUCGCAAGGAAGACAAACCGUAUCUGCGGCCGAAGCAACUAGAGAAAUUUUGGAACCAGUACCAGGUUUACCUGGUGCUUUACCACCACCACCAGAAAACAUAGGAAAUAACUUCUUCAACUUACAAACCACACCUGGCAUGAUACCACCAAUGAUGAUUCCUCCUCCACCGGUUGCUCCUCAAUUUAUGUUUCCACCGCAAAUGGCUGCUGCUGCUGCAACACCAAUUUUCCCACCAGGGACUACUCCGAUACAUUAUCCGAGUCAGGAUCCAUCAAGAAUGGGUGCAUCACAAGGUAUAGGAAAACCUUGGCCUGAAGAAUAAUAACAAUGUUUAACUUUUCAUUGCGUGUAAUUAUA
Messenger RNA from Colletes gigas, 1357 nucleotides. Its product is annotated as pre-mRNA-splicing factor RBM22. NCBI's taxonomy places the organism in Eukaryota, Metazoa, Arthropoda, Insecta, Hymenoptera, Colletidae. Gene Ontology annotation, cellular component: U2-type catalytic step 1 spliceosome; U2-type catalytic step 2 spliceosome; Prp19 complex. Bases 87 to 1322 code for a protein of 411 amino acids. The transcript has 3 exons. Gene Ontology annotation, molecular function: U6 snRNA binding; pre-mRNA binding; metal ion binding. The record is from RefSeq and is a predicted model, not a curated record.